AUGGUCACUAAGCAUUCCCAUAAAAUUCUCAAAAAAAUUCCUAAAUUCACCCAUUUCGCUAAUUCUAAUAACAAGAUUUGGCUCUUUGCUAGAGCUGAGCUUCAGUGGGUUGUUCUGCAUAAUCAUUCCCAAUUCAUUCAUAUUCAAUUAUCUAUUGGAGCUCAAAUUGAAUAUUCCACUUUUAUCUAUGCCAGCAACAUUGCUAAUAAUCAGACUACUUUAUGGUCUGAUUUAAUACAAAUUGAACAAUCUGUUAACUCCUUAUGGAUUCUGGGAGGGGAUUUGAAUUGUGUUGCAUCUCCUAGUGAAAGAAGAGGUGGAAGACCACCUUCAUUAUCAGCCAUGAAUAGAUUCAAUGACUUUCUUUCUGAUGCUGCCUUAUUUGAUUUGGGUUACCAAGAUCUAGAUUUCACUUGGAGGAGGGGUUCCAUGUGGGAAAGGCUGGAUAGAAUGUUAGGAAAUUCUAGAUGGUUUCAGACCUUCCCUUUUACUAUUGUUUCUCAUCUUGUCAUGUCUGGCUCUGACCACAAGCCUCUUAUUUGCUCUAUUCAAAAUGUUGAAAGUCCCAAAAGAUCUCCUUUCAGAUUUCAAAAUAUGUGGACUCUACAAUCCCAUUUUAUUGGUGAAAUUGCUAAGAAGAAGGUGGCAGCUCAUCUGCAGCAGUGGAAUUGGAACCCUUUUGGAAAUAUACAUGAAAAUCUUAUUACUGCUCAAAAUAAAGGUCUAAAUAUGGAAAAGGGAUUUCAAAGGGGAGUAAACUCUGAAGUUUAUCUUCACAAAGCUAAUGAAGAACUCCUGAUGCAAAUUAAUUAUUCUGAAAGUUUUUUGAAGCUGAAGGUUGCAGUUACCAAAUUCACUGAGGGAGAUAGUAACUCUAGCUUUUAUCGUGCAUGUAUUAACUUCAGAAGGAAAAAUAAUAUGAUUCUAUAUAUCACUGACUCUACCGGCCUAUGCUUAUCUGAUGCUGAUGUUAUUGCCCUGGAUGCUAUUAAUUACUUUCAAAAUCUUUUUAAUGAUCAGCCAUCUUCUAGAACCCAGAUUAAUGCUGAGCUCUUGUCUGAUUGUCAGGAAUAUGCCCAUAGUUUGAAAUUGAAUAACAUUCCUUUGGAAGGGGAAAUUAAAGCUGCUCUGGACUCUAUUGAUGGCCAAAAGGUGGUUGGGUUUGAUGGCUUUACUGCUAAUUUUUAUAAGACUACUUGGCAUAUCAUCUGUGGUGAGUUUACUGUUGUAGUGCAAAAUUUCUUCAAGGGAAUUGAUCCCCUUAGGUACUUCACUGCUUCCACUAUAACUUUGAUCCCCUAA
This is a messenger RNA of Phalaenopsis equestris, 1302 nucleotides long. RefSeq lists its product as uncharacterized. The coding region runs from base 1 to 1302 and encodes 433 amino acids. The transcript has 2 exons. The record is from RefSeq and is a predicted model, not a curated record. Gene Ontology annotation, molecular function: catalytic activity. NCBI's taxonomy places the organism in Eukaryota, Viridiplantae, Streptophyta, Magnoliopsida, Asparagales, Orchidaceae.